Molecule: messenger RNA, 872 nt
Organism: Paramecium sonneborni
Lineage: Eukaryota; Ciliophora; Oligohymenophorea; Peniculida; Parameciidae
Source: the annotation of a GenBank genome assembly
CAUGGGGUAAAGUUUUGGAGAAUUAGCAUUUUUGAAUGAUAGUUUAAGAUCAGCAAGCAUAAUUUGUGAUUGUCAUAGUAUCCUAGCAGUACUGAGUAAAAAAGAUUAUAAAGAUGUUUUGUAAAAGGCUUAAGAAAAUAAAUUAAGACAAUAGAUAAAAGAGUUUCAUUCUUGUUUAAAAUAGCAUUAGAUUUCUCCAAAAUUAUUAGAUAUAUUGUUUUUAGCAUUUUAGAGUUCUCAUUAUUAAUUCAGAUAGGCUGUGUAUUAUCAAGGUUAAUUAAGCAAAUAAGAGAUCUAUUUAGUGUAAAGUGGAGAGUUUGUAAUAUGUUAAAAUAAUGAUGGAUAAUAUAAUAGUCCUAAAAAGCAGACUUAUUCUUAAAUAGCUUUAUUAUAGAAAGGUUAAAUAUUUGGUGAUCAUGAGAGUUUUAAUAAUAUUGAUAAAAGAUAGUAGAGUGUAUUUUGUAAUUCAGAGAAUGGUAUAGCUCUUAAGAUUCAAUUAAGUUGUUUGAUUUAAAGAUUAUAAACAACAAAUGAAAUGCAUUUAUAUGAGCAAUUAAAAAAUGUUUGCUUAUAGAGAGAAUAAGUAAGAUCAGAUAGAUAAUAAAAAUAAGUGUCUCAAGAUGAGAAUAUAAUAAUAGAUAUGAAAUAUGUAAGGAAAAGAGAUCUCACAUAUCAAACAAAAAGAGUAAGAUCAGCAAGAAGAAAUACAUUUAGUAUUCGAAGUCCUCUCUAAAUUGUUGAGGAUGUUAUAAAGAAUAAAAAACUUGUGUAUUAAUAAUUAUACAAGGAAGAUGAUUAUCGAUCUAAUACUUACUCAAGGAUGGCAAGUACAUAAAGACCAAAUAUUUCUUAAUUGAGAAGAUAAACUUGGG